AUGGUGAAGUCAUCGUCGUGCUGUGAGAAACUAGGAGGGUUAAAGAAAGGACCAUGGACUCCUGAAGAAGACCAGAAGCUGGUGGCUUAUAUUCAUCAACGUGGCCAAGGAAGCUGGUCUUCCUUGCCAGCAAAAGCUGGGCUUCGGAGAUGUGGGAAGAGCUGCAGAUUGAGGUGGACUAAUUACUUAAGACCUGAUAUAAAACGAGGCAAGUUCAGUUUGAAGGAAGAUCAAAUCAUUAUUCAACUUCACGCUCUUCUUGGAAACAGAUGGUCGGUGAUAGCUCAUCAUUUGCCAAAGAGAACAGACAACGAGAUCAAGAACCACUGGAACACCCGCCUUAAGAAGAGGCUCACCAGAAUGGGUAUCGACCCCAACACCCACAAGCCCAUCAACGAAGCCGCCAACCUCUGCCAUAUGGCUCAGUGGGAGAUUGCUCGGCUCCAAGCCGAAGCCAGACAAGUCAAAGAACAUUCCAAACUUCAGCUCCAGAACCAGCUCGGCUCCUCCUCCUCUUCCCACCAGCCUUCAGUGACUCGGCUCGUCCUCAACAAGGUCACACCUCGCCCAUCGCCACCUCCCUGCCUCGACGUGCUCAAGGCAUGGCAGAAUUCAUGGUCGUCCGCCACGUCGAAGCCCUCAACAGAGAACACCCCCAAAACGCAUAGCAUGUACGCUAUGAUGCUCGCCACCGACGACUUCGAGUCACCGUCGUCCAUGUUGAGCUUCCCGGACACCGCCCCUCUCAAUAACUCCGAAUGUACCAACAGUAAUACUACCUUUGGGCUGAUCAAUCAAAUUUUACUUCCUUCCUUCUCCACCACCAUCGUCGCAAAUGAUGGUGGAACCAUGACUGGGCAAAGCGACAGUGAAGCAUGGGGAAACAAGGUGCGAUGCUUGGGAGACGACUGCAAUAUUACGGCGGCAGUGGAAGCAUUCAGAUCAACAGGGUAUAACUGUAAUUCCAUGGAAGGUCUCCUUAAUGACGACUUCUUGGUGUGUGGACAUAAUGAGAUGUCUCCAUCGCCGCAACAAAACUUGGGACCGUCGGGUGUUGGAGAUGACUGGGAAGCCAUUGUUGACCUGAUCAAAGGUUCGCACCCAUCACCUGCUUUCCCAGUGUUGUGA
Messenger RNA from Neltuma alba, 1128 nucleotides. RefSeq names its product transcription factor MYB41-like. The transcript is spliced from 3 exons. NCBI's taxonomy places the organism in Eukaryota, Viridiplantae, Streptophyta, Magnoliopsida, Fabales, Fabaceae. Bases 1 to 1128 code for a protein of 375 amino acids. The record is from RefSeq and is a predicted model, not a curated record.